Engraulis encrasicolus (European anchovy) is the source of this 3625-nucleotide messenger RNA. RefSeq names its product pleckstrin homology domain containing, family N member 1 (gene plekhn1). The record is from RefSeq and is a predicted model, not a curated record. Gene Ontology annotation, cellular component: mitochondrial membrane; cytoskeleton. Lineage: Eukaryota; Metazoa; Chordata; Actinopteri; Clupeiformes; Engraulidae. The transcript has 16 exons. Gene Ontology annotation, molecular function: phosphatidylserine binding; cardiolipin binding; phosphatidic acid binding. The coding region runs from base 302 to 2647 and encodes 781 amino acids. Gene Ontology annotation, biological process: 3'-UTR-mediated mRNA destabilization; positive regulation of apoptotic process; response to hypoxia.
CAGACAGGACAGACGACACAGACACCAGCCCACCAGGCGGCCAGUCAAGUCAAGACACUGACAGAAGAGACCAGCGCUCGGGCAAAGCGCAGCAUUGGAUUACAAGGCGUCACAGAGGAUAUACAACCUGCUCCCCCACCGAGACUUUCAACGCACAGGAGGAUAUACACAUACAAACACACAUACGCAUACACAUACACGAGGGCACAUAGUUAUAUUUACACACACAGACACAAACAUACACAAGGACUAGCCGACUAAAGGAGUAAAGGAGCACGAGGGACUUCCAGGGAGUGCAGCCAUGGGGAGCAGCAUGUCAUGCGUCCCCCAGCACAACUUCAGGUUCUCCAGCAAGAGCUUCCUCCGGCGGAACAGCAGUCGCCUCUUCCGCAAGAAGAACCCCCAGGAGGGACAGGAGAAGUCCAACAGCAUCAUCAACAUCCUCUGCACAGUCACCCCCAGGAAGGAGAUGUCACCAAAGGACCUGCAGGCCAUUGAGAACAUCAAGUGGGAUCCCCUAGCGUUCCCCUACGACCCGGCCAGCGGCUGGAAGAAGAGCAGCAUCAACGUCAAGAACUACGGACGCAUGAUCCACAGCUCCAAAGUGCGCUUCCGCUUCCUGCACUGCCAGGAUGUGCAUGACUGUUUUCUGGACCUCUUCCAGACCCACCUCCAUUUUCUGUCUAACAACACUAGUGGACUCACGUACCAGGGGACUCUCCCACUGAAAGAGCUCACCCUACGCAAAGUGCAGAGCCGCAGCAGCUACAAUGAACCACAGGAAUUUGCAUUCCAGAUAAAUGGUGUCAGCUUGAACCUCAUCAUCGUGUACUGCGCCAACCAGAAGGAGAUGGACAACUGGUUCGGCCUCUUGAAGGAUCAGAUCGAGGCCAACGGAGGAACGGCCAUCACUGCCGAGACAUAUACAGAGACCCAGACCAAAGAGGAUGACAGUGAGGGAGGAGAGGAACUGAGAAACUCCAUCAGCAACGAGCCCAUCUACGAGUGGGAGGGCUCCCAGCGAGAGAGCCUGGGGCCUAUCGUCUUUGUGACCAAAGUCAUGAUCCAGCACCUGCCCUGCCAGGACAAGAGCGAUCGAGUUCUGGUGAUGUACCCAGACACCCUGAUCUUCCUGUCCGAGGAGCACGAUCGGCUCUUCUACAAGGGGAAACUUUCCCUAAACAUGAUCACGGUCACCACGCCUUGUCAAGAGGUCAAGCCCAACACAUUCAUGAUCGAAGGCAAGCUAAUCAACCCCAUCAUCGUUUCGUGCCUGGACAAGAGCGACUUCCAUGACUGGAUCCAGCACCUCAAGGCUGCAGACGUGCCCAUCCUCAGCCCUCCUCCUCCCGUCUAUGACAUCAUCUACACGCCAACCCAGAGAGAGGCUCCAGACUUCGACAGGUGGAGCAACCUGAGCCACAGCCACCACAGCCACCACAGCAGCCAGAGCAGCCACACCCACAGCCAGGCCAGCAGCAGCUACGGCCAUGGCCAGCUGAGUCAGGCGGCCAGCCACCGGACCAGCGGCCAGAGCCAAAGCCUCAGCCUGAGCCUGGGCCAGAGCCAGAGCCAGAGCCGCGGCCCGGUCGACCCCAAGAGGCUAUCGCACAGUGGCGGCCGCGGCUCCCACGAGCUGCCCUUUCCCAGCGCGGAGGAUAAUCCCCUCUCCCCCGGCUACAUGGAGCCCCUCUGUUACGCCUCCAGCCGACCCCCCUCCAUCGAGACGCAGUACUCCUCCCGCCUCGGCAGCCGUAGCAACAGCGUGUCGUCCCACGCGCGGCCCCACCAGGACCUGCGGCCGCUCUCCCUGCGCUACUCCUCCCCCCAGCGCACCUCCUACCUCUCCAACGACGGCACGCAGUCCCCCAUCUACAACACCCCCUACACCUCCGUCGUCCGCAACGGGCCCCUCCAGCACGUGGAGAAGUCCCCUCUCAUCAAGUCCAACAGCUGGAGCACGCCACAGUCCUCCAUCAAGUUCCACCAUCUUCACAGCAGUGGCGGCGGCAGCAGCAACCCCCAGCGGCACUCGGACAUGUGCGGCCCCCUGAGGAAGCCUCUGUCGCCCCUGUACGACGACCCCUCCACCCCCGGUGUCGCGGCCACGGGCGCGUACCCCCUGCAGACGGCCCAUGUAAAGCCUCUGGUGCAACCCUGGCGCAGCGCCUCUGAGCAUCAUCAUCAGCAGCAGCAGCAGCAGUGCCCGUCCCUGCUACCCGCCAACUUCCGCCUGCGCACCCCUCCCCUGGGCCGCCGGACCCGCAGCAGCCUGGCACCGGAGCAGGAGGCCGGGGGCGCCCAGUGGGGAUCCGAGCAGCACGCUGAGGCCGUCUCUCGACUCAAGCUGCUGCCCGUGCCCAACACGGUGCCCGAGCACAGCGCCAUUGCACAGAGAGCGUUCCCAUCCCACGCUGCCAUGGAAACCCAGGAGAUCACGUACGGCUACUCCCCAGACGAGAACGGCUACCUUAACCCUGCUGAGCCAGAUGACCAGGAACUGGACUACGACAACAUUUGGGAAUACGACUGCACUAGCGGGAUGAUUCAGCCGGUCUCUGGAAUUCGGUCACACCGGACACCGGCAACGGACUUUGGUGCCCCGGGCCUCAACACCGCCAUGGCAACACAGGCGAGAUGGUCGUAAAAAAAGAAAAAAAAGGAAAAGCAAGAGCAACAAUGGAAGUCGACUCCCGUCUGAACUUGCGCCGCAUAGCAGACUAAUCCUACUGGCCUGGCCUGUCCUGUCCUACUGUCAAAGCAAGCAGCCAGCCAGCGUCCGGCCCGGCUAACAGGGUCCACUCUUCUUCCAUUGCUCUCUCUCUCUCUCUCUCUUUCCGUCUUUGUCUCUUUUCAUCUCUCUCUCUCUCCGUCUUUCCAUCUUUCUCUCUUUUCAUCUCUCUCUCUGUCCCUUCAGAGACCUAUCCAAUCUGUCAAGGUCCCACUCUCUGCCUCCAUCUCUCUGUCUUCCUCAAUUCCUCUCUUUCUAUCUCUCUGUCCCUUCAGAGUACUCUCCAAACUGUAGUCUAUCAGUGCCAGCCGGCGCAUGUGGACUGCCCAAACCCAUCUAUCAAACGUUGUGUCAUGUUUAUGAUGGGACAUCUCAAGGCUGAGCGUACAUAGACAUGGCAUGGGCGCCGGCCGUGGUACUAAAAAGUGGUUCGGCUGGACCUCAACAGGUGUUGAAAAUGUAAAUACUCUUCCUGAGCGCUUCGGAUGUUCCUUUUCUCUCCCCCUGUGGUAGGCUACCGGGCACUGCACUGCUGUUUAUUUUUUAUCAUCCUUAUUUUGUAUGAUAGGGGUUGUUUUUCAGAUUUUUGAUACUUUUUGUAAAGAUGAUUAUUUAUGGUUAUUAAAGAGAAGGAAUGCUGAGAAUUUGAUGCUGGUAGGCCCAGAUUGUACCCGCUCAUGUCCAUAUUUUCUAUAAAGACAGCAUUCCUUUAACAGGAUAAACGUUAGCUAUUUAUUUUGUGUUUACAAGACAUUGUGACUGCCUAAAAAGUGUAGCAUACGUGUACAGAACCGUAGCAUUUUCAAUUUGUACUCCUUAUGAUGAUGAUGAUAGUGAGUGGGUUGCUACUUUAAGUGUGUUGUGUUCUCUAUUUAUUUUUUAAUAAAACAUUUG